This is a messenger RNA of Zophobas morio, 2236 nucleotides long. RefSeq names its product cleavage and polyadenylation specificity factor subunit 2-like. Lineage: Eukaryota; Metazoa; Arthropoda; Insecta; Coleoptera; Tenebrionidae. The record is from RefSeq and is a predicted model, not a curated record. Bases 104 to 2236 code for a protein of 710 amino acids. The transcript has 26 exons. Gene Ontology annotation, molecular function: RNA binding. Gene Ontology annotation, biological process: mRNA 3'-end processing by stem-loop binding and cleavage. Gene Ontology annotation, cellular component: mRNA cleavage and polyadenylation specificity factor complex.
UACAGCUAUCUCAGGAGUUACAGGCCAAGAUCCUCUAUGCUAUAUUCUCAGUAUUGACAGCUAUUGUUUGCUUCUUGACUGCGGUUGGAACGAUGCCUUUUCUAUGGACAUUAUGAAUAAGUUAAAAAAUCAUAUUCCUCAUAUCGACGCCACUCUUGUUUCUCAUCCUGAUUUAAAUCACCUUGCUGGGCUUCCGUAUGCAGUUGGUAAACUUGGCCUAAACUGCCCGAUAUACUCCACUUUACCCGUUUAUGAAAUGGGACAGAUGUUUAUGUACGAUUUUUAUGAAUCGCACAGUCUUUUUCAAGAUUUUGACGUUUUUGAUCUCGAUGACGUUGAUGCUGCCUUUUCGCUUUUCCAGCCGCUUAAAUAUCAACAAGUUAAACUGCUUAAAGGAAAAGGAUCUGAUUUAGGAGUACGCCCCUUAAAUGCUGGUCAUCUACUUGGAGGGGCUAUUUGGGUUAUAAAUACUGAUCAAGAAGAAUUUGUAUACGCCGUGGAUUUCGAUCACAAGAAAGGCAGACUUUUACAGGGAGCGGAUCUUCUAAGACUUAUUCGUCCAUCACUUUUAAUUACCGACUCAGUUAAUGCGUUGAUCAAAGUUAUUCCAAAGCGUGACACUCGUGAAAAAGAAUUGAUGGAUACUAUAAUGAAUGUUACUGCGAAGAAUGGAAAUGUUUUAAUGCCGGUUGAUACGGCCGGAAGAGUGUUAGAACUUUGUCUUAUUUUUGACCAAUUAAAACCGGCCUUGUUGAAGCAGUACAAGCAACAAUUCAAAGCAAAAGGCGAUGCUUUUGAUGCGGACUUUACGGUCGUUUGGCUGAACACGCAGGUCGAACCCAUCUUGAAGUUUGCUAUGUCGACUUUGGAAUGGAUGAAUGACGAUCUCGUGAAAAAUUUUGAAAGUUCCCGAAGAAAUCCUUUGGAUUUCAGAGCAGAUAGAAACAUCAGAGUGGCCGUAUCACCGGAGGAUCUAAGAAAACUUCGUGGCCCUUUAGUCGUUUUGGCCACUCAGGAUUCCUUGAACACAGGAUUUGCUAAAGAAAUAUUUGUCGAAUGGGCAGAAUCGGAGGCGAACGCUAUUAUUUUUACCAGUCGACCAUUUGCGCAUACUCUCGCUUAUGAGCUUCUUGUUCAGGAAAAAAGAUCCCUUACGCUUCUGAUGAAACGAAAAGUUUCUUUAGAAGGCGCAGAACUUGAAUCUUUCAUAAGCGAACGAAGAAAGGAAAUUCAGAAGCGAAAACUUCUCGAAGAAGAAGAAUCCGAGAGACGUCGAUUGGAGGAAAUGGAUGUGGAUCAAGAAGAUAAUGAAAGUGAAACAAUCGAUCCUUCACUUACUAUAAAACACGAUCUCUUUCUCGAUUCAAGUUUAUUAUCAAACUCUUUUCUUUCUAAGGUUUACGAACAAGGAAGUCGCAUUCUGAUGUAUCCAUGCAUCGAGCCAAAAGUCCACGUGGACGACUACGGAAUUGUUGUUCGAGUGGAAGAUUUACUGCAUUCUGCGGAGAAACACGCCUCAAACGUUAAAGCUCUUUUGGAGAAGAAAAAAACCGAAGAAGAUAAUGAACUGGAGAGAAUGCUAAAGGAAGAAGCUAAAAGGUGUAUUGAAGUAAAAGUGACGAUCAAUGUUUCUGCUCAAAUUUUCAUGAUUGAUUUUGAAUCUCGUUCGGAUGCACUUUCUAUUCUUGAGUAUCUUAAGCAAAUAUCUCCACGGCAAACUAUACUAAUCAACGGCUCCGAAGAAAGCAAAGACUCUUUUGUUCAGUAUUUUUUGUCCAAUCCUAAAGAGUUUGGCCGCGUGUACGUCCCUUCUGAAAACCAAACGGUCGAUGUGACUUCUGAAUUAAAUAUAUAUCAAGCUACUCUUACGGAUGAGCUAUUGAGCCGCAUCGCUUUUCGUUCCAUCACCUACGGAUCUGAAGAAUUCGAACUUUGCCAUGUGGACGGCGUCAUCCGCAUGGACACCAACCCGCAAGCGGUCCCCUCAUUGGAACCCGCAAGCGUUGAGUCUGGUCAUAACUCAGUGUUUGUUGGGGAGGUUAUACUGUCUUCACAAAAUUUUCACGAUCUUCUGAAAGCCAAUGGCAUCGAGACCAAAUUUGUGGAUGGCGCUUUAGUGUGCGAUGAGUUGGUCCGCAUACGGAAGGAAGAAGGAGAAAUUAUGCUGGAGGGCCCUGUUUGCGCUCGUUAUUACCAGAUUAAAAAUUUAUUGUAUUCUCAGUUUGCUAUUGUUUAG